This is a messenger RNA of Neltuma alba, 1935 nucleotides long. RefSeq names its product pentatricopeptide repeat-containing protein At5g66520-like. The record is from RefSeq and is a predicted model, not a curated record. Lineage: Eukaryota; Viridiplantae; Streptophyta; Magnoliopsida; Fabales; Fabaceae. The transcript has a single exon. The coding region runs from base 1 to 1935 and encodes 644 amino acids. Gene Ontology annotation, molecular function: zinc ion binding; RNA binding; protein binding. Gene Ontology annotation, biological process: RNA modification.
AUGUCAUUAAGCGUUAAGUUUCUUCUGCAGCGCCACCCUAAAAAGGCCAUUGAACAGAGAGUCGGGGCUCUUCUUCAGAACAUCAAUCUCUCAAACUUGCUUCAACUUCACGCCCUUUUCAUCAAAACUUGUUUCUUUUGCCAUAACAACUUCCUCAAGUCCAAGUUCUUAAAUGCAGUCAUUUCCCUUUCUUUGCCCCACGAUGCUGAUUUAUAUUAUGCUCGUUCCAUAUUCGAUUCUUUUUCCCUUCCCGACACAUUCAUUUGGAACACCAUGAUGCGUGCUUACUUGAAUGCUCAAAAGCCUGCAGAAUCUCUCGCCCUUUACUUCCAAAUGCGCUUCCACGACGACCUUUCGCUUGAUAGUUUCAGCCUCUCGCUGGUUCUUCAAGCAUGUGGGAGGCUUAUGGAUUGUGAUAAUGGCGUAAUGAUUCAUUCCCAUGGGGUGAAACUUGGGUUUUGUCAUGAUUUGUAUGUCCAAACUGCGCUUAUUGAAAUGUAUGCUAAAUGUGGUUUCACAGAGUGUGCAGCUAAGAUAUUGGAUUUUAUGGAAGAACCAGAUUUAGUUUCUUAUAAUGUUCUUUUGUCAGAGUAUGUUAAACUUGGGGAGAUUCAAAAAGCACAUGAACUGUUCGACAGAAUGCCCCGAAGAGAUUUGGUUUCAUGGAACACCAUUAUUCAUGGGUGUGCCUCACUUGGAGAUGCUUGGGCAUCUGAAAAACUGUUUGACAUUGCAUCUAGCGAACAAAGACAGCAAUCUAACCAGGCUUUGAAGCUUUUUCAUGAUAUGCAACUUGCUAAUGUGGCGCCGGAUAAGAUCACCCUAAUCAGUGUGUUGAAUGCGUGCGGAAAUGUUGGUGCCUUAGGAAUGGGCAAGAUGAUUCACGAGUACAUUGAGAGAAACCGAAUUGGAAUAGACAUGAAACUGGGGACCUCUCUUUUAGACAUGUAUGCAAAAUGUGGGGACAUAGAUAGUUCAGUGAGAAUAUUUGAGGGAUUGAAAGAAAAGGAUAUCUUUACUUGGAGUGUCAUGAUCAUGGGUUUUUCAAAUCAUGGGCUUGGCCAUCUUGCUUUAGAAUAUUUCACCAAGAUGCUUGCUGAAGAGAUUGAACCAAAUGAUGUUACCUUCAUUGGUGUAUUAAGUGCAUGUAGUCAUAUUGGCUUGGUUGAGACAGGAUGGAUGUACUUCAAAUCAAUGACUAGUGUUUACAGAAUUGAUCCUAAGAUUGAACACUAUGGUUGUAUGGUUGACAUUUUAGGCCGGGCUGGGCGACUUCAAGAGGCGAUGGAAAUCAUUAAGACUAUGCCUUUGUCACCAGAUGCCAUAGUUUGGAGGGCAUUUCUUGGAGCCUGUAAAAUCCACAAGAACGUUGAAUUAGCAGAGGAAGCCACAGCAAAUCUUCUGGAAUUAGAGCCUCAUGUAGAUGGGAAUUAUGUCCUUUUGUCAAAUAUAUAUUCUCAAGCAAUGAAAUGGGACAAGGUAACGAAUCUGAGAAAGAUGAUGAAAAAUGCAAAUGUACAGAAAAUCCCAGGAACUAGCUCAAUUGAAGUUGAUAAUGCAGUACAUGAAUUUGUCUCUGGAGAUAAAUCACAUCCCAAAUCCUUCCAGAUUUAUGAAAUGUUAGACGAAAUUCUUCAUAGACUUCAAUCUGCUGGAUAUGAGCCUCUAACAGCAUCGAGCACACAAUAUCUUGAGGAACAAGAGAAACAGAAUUUAUUAGCUAGUCAUAGUGAGAAGUUAGCAAUCGCUUUUGGGAUUCUUACAACGGCUCCUGGAACAACCAUUCGAAUUUUUAAGAACCUGCGAGUGUGUGAGGAUUGUCAUUUUACCAUUAAGUUUAUUGCAAAAGUGUAUCAAAGGAAAAUCAUUGUAAGGGAUAGAAAUCGUUUCCAUGAUUUUGAAGAGGGUUCUUGCUCUUGUAAGGACUUUUGGUAA